This is a messenger RNA of Acanthopagrus latus (yellowfin seabream), 1077 nucleotides long. It is a transcript of the gene grem1a, whose product is annotated as gremlin 1a, DAN family BMP antagonist. Gene Ontology annotation, biological process: animal organ morphogenesis. NCBI's taxonomy places the organism in Eukaryota, Metazoa, Chordata, Actinopteri, Spariformes, Sparidae. The record is from RefSeq and is a predicted model, not a curated record. The transcript is spliced from 2 exons. Gene Ontology annotation, molecular function: BMP binding; receptor ligand activity. The coding region runs from base 83 to 622 and encodes 179 amino acids.
GAGGAGGAAGGAACAGAAGAAGGAGCAGUCUGACUUGACAGCGAUUUCUCGUGAGGAAAUUAAAGAAACAACAGCUUCAGCGAUGAGGACUUCGCCGGUGCUGAUCUCCACAGCGGUUCUGGCGCUGCUGCUCAGCUCGCCGAGAAGUACGGACGCCGACACCUUUCAAGGCGCUAUCCCUCACCCGAACAAGUACGACCCACAGGAACCGGAUAGAUGCCAACAGCCGGCCAUCGGUGGACUCAUUUCCCGCGGGGCAGGGCCCGUGACCUCCACCGACGAGGUGCUGGAGUCCAGCCAGGAGGCGCUGCACGUCACGGAGCGUCGCUACCUGCGGCUGGACUGGUGCAAGACGCAGCCGCUGAAGCAGACCAUCCGCGAGGAGGGCUGCCUGAGCCGCACCAUCAUCAACCGCUUCUGCUACGGACAGUGCAACUCCUUCUACAUCCCGAGGCACAACUACCAGGACGGGGACGUGUUUCAGUCCUGCUCUGCGUGCAAGCCCAAAACCUUCAGCACCGUCACGUACACCCUCUUCUGCCCGGGCCAGACGCCCAGCACCAGGAAGAAACGGAUCCAGCGCGUAAAGCUGUGCCGCUGCACGACCAUAGAUACGGAUUAGACGCGCCCAGGCUGAACAAAUCCUCUCCCUUUUGGGGGAAAGGCGCAGAAAUAAAAUUUUUAAAAAAAGAAGAAGAGUGUAUUGCUAAAAGGACACGUGGAAAUAAAGAGGGAAGGUGAGGAUGUUACCUGAGCCUUGGUUUAAAAAAAAACCAUUAUAAUGGAGAGAAAAUGGCAGCAAUGUUCCCUCUAAGAUGUCCAGAUGUCUUGUAAAUUAUUAGCUACGCUUCUACAAAGUCAAAAUGUAACAAUUUAUAAUGUCAGAGCCCUCAGAAAAGUGUGUAAGGAUGUCGAUGGGUGUAUUGUUUCCACUGUGUGGGAUGUGAAGCUGAAGGCUUUUAAUGAUACAGACAUUUCUUUUUACAACCUGCACUGCUAAAUGCCACUUCAUUUGACGACUCUGUGUAUAAUAUGUGUAUCAUGUGUUGUAAAUAAAACAGUUUCGAAGCUACCAGA